Messenger RNA from Cannabis sativa, 1287 nucleotides. RefSeq lists its product as uncharacterized. The record is from RefSeq and is a predicted model, not a curated record. Lineage: Eukaryota; Viridiplantae; Streptophyta; Magnoliopsida; Rosales; Cannabaceae. Bases 1 to 1287 code for a protein of 428 amino acids. The transcript has a single exon.
AUGGCCAAGAAUGACGCUGUAAUUCAAAGCCAGGUAGCAUCUCUUCGGAAUCUUGAAGUUCAAUUGGGGCAAUUGGCCAAUGAUUUGAGGAAUAAACCACAAGGCACCUUGCCUAGUGACACCGAAAAUCCAAGAAGAGAUGGCGAGGAACAUUGCAAAGCGGUAACCUUGAAAAGUGGAAAAAUAAUUGAGUCAAAUCUGGCUGCAACAGGCAGUAAAGAGCCCUCUUCAAUCCAAAAAGAGGGGGAAAUGAAGAAAAAACCAGCAACUUCAGCUGCUGAAAUUCCCCCAGUAGUUACAGCAUCCAGUCAGCAUUCUGCUGCAAAAAAGUCUUUGCAAAAGCCACCUCUACCAUUUCCUCAACGGUUCAAGAAGCAACAAGAUGAUGGUCAAUUCCGGAGAUUCCUUGAUGUUUUAAAGCAGCUCCACAUCAAUAUACCAUUAGUGGAAGCUUUAGAGCAAAUGCCAACCUAUGUGAAGUUUUUAAAGGAUAUUUUGACAAAGAAAAGGAGGCUUGGGGAGUUUGAAACUGUCGCUUUGACGGAGGGCUGUAGUGCCAUGUUGAAAAGUAAAAUCCCACCCAAAUUGAAAGAUCCGGGCAGCUUUACAAUUCCAAUUUCUAUUGGGGGUAGAGAUGUUGGAAGAGCUCUUUGUGACUUGGGAGCUAGUAUUAAUCUCAUGCCUAUGUCUACUUUUAGAAAGUUGGGAAUUGGAGAAGCGAGGCCAACCACCGUUACUUUGAAAUUAGCGGAUCGUUCCAUGGCUCAUCCGGAAGGAAAAAUUGAAGAUGUGUUGGUGCAAGUGGAUAAAUUCAUUUUUCCGGUUGACUUUAUCAUCCUCGACUAUGAGGCCGAUAGAGAAGUUCCGAUUAUUUUGGGACGGCCAUUCCUUGUUACCGGAAGAACCUUGAUUGAUGUACAAAAUGGGGAACUCACUAUGAGAGUGAAUGAUCAAAAAGUCACUUUUAAUGUGUUCAAUGCUAUGAGAUUCCCGGAUGAGAUUGAAGAAUGUUCACGUUUGAGUGUUAUUGAUUCUAUUGUGGCUGAAAGUUUUCACAAGAAAGUGUGGAAGGAUAAGAGGGUGAUAAGCUCUCUUGAAGAUCUUGAAGCUUUGAGUGAAGAUGAAGAAACCCAAGUUGCUUGGGUUGAGCCGAUGCAACCUUUCCCUAAAUUCAAGAGAUCUUUUGAGUCUUUAGAGUUGAAAGAAAGCAAUUUCAACCCUCCAAAGCCUUCCAUCCAAGAACCACCAAAAUUAGAGCUGAAACCUUUGCCAAGUCACCUCAAAUAG